AUGGAGCAGACCGAUACGAGCGAAGACGAAUCGGACCUGCCGACUCCGAACUUCGGCAGGAAAAAUCGUUACAGUCGUAACAGUCCAGAUUUUGCCACGGGCGCUACACACGUGCCAGUUACACCCUCGUCCAUUACGAGUUCCGUGAUAUUCGGACAAAUCCCCGAAGAGGUGCUGCGCGUAUGGAGUCAACUACCGGAGGCGGUUCGCCUGGAUCCCAGCCUGGCGCUUUUCCAGCGGGAAUACGACCGGGUCAAUCAGAUGACGGGAUCGUCGGAUAACGCAAAGCAAGACUACCUGGUUGUGAACAUGUCCCUCGGUAGGCAACCCGCGGUGUCAAUCAGAGUCCCGAACAUCCGCAACUUCAACGAAGGAAGCAACGGACAAGAUAGCCAAGCGUCCCAGGACAUCAGACAAAAGACGUUCCGCCGUUACACGAAACUGACCGUGUUGUUCUGUUGUUGGCUGAUAUUCACGAUAGCACUGAUGUUCAAGAGCGAGAAGAUCGAGACGAUGCAUCAGAUCUCGAUCCCGAACGGAGAAAACAUGAAUUACGAAGUUCACGAGCAUGUCACAGGAUGCAAACGGAUUAAGGUGACGGUGCAAGGCUCGUUGUUGCCCUUAAUGAUAAAUAAACAGAAUCUAACUACACCUUACUUGAUAAUAUGGCUGAAGUUUUUAAUACGAGAAGACACUUACGGACGGCCCUUCGAUAAUGAAUCACAAAAGUUGGAGAAUAUAAGCGACGUGUGGGUCUUGAGCAUACCGCCCGAACAUUUGAUGGAUUACUUCCUCGAUCAAAGACACGAGAAGAUUUUCGAGUUGAACGAGGUCGACGACGAGACGUUGUCGCGCGGUGUGAUGUCCAUCAACUUCCGUACGAACUUGGACUCUACUUUUCCGGUUUACAUCAAUUACGACUUGUCCUCGGUGAACAGCAACGUCGGUAUUAUAUGCGCCGCUUUGGUCUUGAUCGGCUUGUACAUCUUGAUCAUCUUCGAGAUUGUACACAGGACUCUGGCAGCCAUGUUAGCGUCCACGAUGUCCGUCGGGAUAUUGGCAGCUUUGAACGAGCGACCGACCAUGGCCCAGUUGGUCUCUUGGAUAGACAUAGACACACUGCUGCUGCUGUUUUCCAUGAUGAUACUCGUCGGCAUCAUCGCCGAGACCGGCAUAUUCGAUUGGAUGUCGGUCUACGCUUAUAAGAUAUCCGGCGGCAAGAUGUGGCCGUUGAUCAACACCCUGUGCUUCUUCACCGCGUUCGUCUCGUCCUUCUUGGAUAACGUAACGACAGUGUUGCUGAUGACUCCGGUGACCAUCAGGCUGUGCGAGGUGAUGGAGCUGAAUCCGGUUCCGAUCUUGACCGCCAUGGUGGUGUACUCCAACAUCGGGGGCGCGAUGACGCCGAUCGGCGACCCGCCGAACGUCAUCAUCUCUUCCAAUCGGGACGUUGUAGAAGCUGGAAUCAAUUUCGGCACGUUCUUGUUGCACAUGAGUAUCGGAGUGAUACUGGUGCUGAUCGUAAUCACUGUACAAUUCCGCUUCAUCUAUCGCGAUGUGACGGUCCUGAGGUUCGACGUGCCGCAGGAUGUGCAGGAGCUGAGACACGAGAUCGCCAUCUGGCAACGAGCGGCGGCCAGUUUGUCCAGUUACAGCAAGGACGAGAACGUUGUGAGGGAAACGUUGUUGAAGAAAGCCCAACGAUUGCUGUCGCGGCUCAAGUCGAAGGCGAUGACGGGCAGCGCGGCGUUUAGGAACUACAGGACCACGCUCGACGAACUGCAGGAGAAGUAUCCUAUCAGGGACAAGUGGCUAUUAGUGAAAUCGGGCUUCGUGUUGUUCUUCGAGAUGACGCUCUUCUUCCUGCACAGCGUGCCCAACUUGAACCUGUCUCUAGGCUGGACCGCCCUCAUCGGCAUCCUGUUGCUUCUGAUACUAGCCGACAGCGAGGAUCUGGACGGUCUCAUGGCGCGUGUCGAGUGGAGCACCCUGGUAUUCUUCGCGUCGCUGUUUAUUCUUAUGGAGUGUCUCUCGCGCUUGGGCUUCAUCGGUUGGAUCGGCAAGCAGACGGAGACGAUCAUCCUGUCGGUCAACGAGGAGUUUCGAUUAGCGGUCGCCAUACUGCUGUUGCUCUGGGUGUCGGCGUUGGCGAGUGCCUUCGUCGACAACGUGCCGCUCACCACCGUGAUGGUGAGGAUCGCCACGAAUCUGGCGCAGAACAACGAGCUCAAACUCCCGUUGCAGCCUCUGGUGUGGUCCUUAGCGCUGGGCGCUUGCAUGGGAGGAAAUGGAACUUUGAUCGGAGCUACCGCCAAUGUGGUUUGCGUGGGCGUCGCGGAGCAACACGGCUACAAAUUCAAUUUCAUGCAGUUCUUCAGGGUAGGAUUCCCUAUCAUGAUAACGAGCACCAUGACGAUAACGAUAUAUCUGAUGGUUGCCCAUGUUAUAAUCGGCUGGAACGGAACGUAGUGUACCAGGUGGCCGAAAAAGUGUCAACGCGAGAUGAUACUUUCUAAAAGCGCACAAGGAACGUACAUCAUUAUACAAUGCAUCGAAUUGCGCAAGAACGCGCUCACACAUCAUACAUAAUCAGACGGUCAUUGCGUAACAUCGCUCGCUUCUCGAGAUAAUCGUGCCGCAAGUGUUUUGGUGGGGAGAAUUGUAUAUGUGCAUACGCGAUCCGAGUAUUUAUUAUGCGUCAAACAUGCGUAUAAUUUUAACAUACACUUUCUUAUGUUUCAGCAAGUAUUCGUGUAAAAUGUGUAAAAAAAGAAAGAAAAGAGAAAUCGAAACAGCUCCUAGGCAUAAACGUUAUACCGUGGAAAAUCAAUCGUAAUCACGUACGAUAUAUAUAUAUAUAUAUAUAUAUAUCGAGUCCCAUAUGCAAUAAAUUGUUCCUUCGAAGUUUGCUAAAAGUCGUUCUUCCCUUCGCGUUGCUCGCUUUCGAUUUCGUGAAAUAAUUACUUGGCAGACCUUCAUUGCAAAAAGGUUUUAAUGAUCACAUAAAAUACAUGUACACGCUAGACGCAAUUCGUUGAAAUAUACUUUUAUUAAAAAACGGGGGCUCUCUCUCCGGGUGAAGAGGGAAACGAUUUCAAUUCCAAAGGUCGCCAGACGCGCGGCGUUACGUAUCGGAUCGUUUAAAAAACCAGAUAACUUAUCGCGAGUCUACGCUACUUAAAUCCCCGUAAUUACGUUCAGCUUAACGCUUAGUCGUGUGUUACUGAAAAACUCAACAUUGAAGUGUGUGUGUGUGUGUCUCUUACUUUAAUAUCUCUUAUAAAAUCGGUAUUCUUGUAAUUAAGACAAUAAGCUAUUUGUGCGUGUGAUUCGCCGCUGAAACAUAAGUUAUUGCAAUGAAAAUAAUUAAAAUCACUGCUAAGCAGACACAAGUGUGAGCGUUCGUUGAUCUCGUUUGUCGUGUCAAACCAAACGUUCCCUCAAAAUUGUCCACAUACGAAGAAAACGAGUUUCUUGUGAGCAGAUAAAAAAAAAAAGAAGGAAAGAUAUAUGACGAUUGCUGCGGAAAUUGUCGUAUUUACAAUGAAUACAACGUACUAAAUAUAUAACGUCAAGAACAAUGCGUUAUUGCUUGUCCGUAAUCCUGUUACAACUAAGUACAGUUCCGAUAGUGUUAACCGUUUCCCUUCCGCUCACGUGCAUAUCGCGGAGUUUCGUUUUCAAAGAUGCGUGAACAGGAACAGUAUGUGUGUGUGUGUGUGUGUGUGUGUUGACGAAAUUCUGAGAAAGUAAUCUACUUGAAAUUUACUCGCGAAGACUGGCUGACACAUGAAAUAAAAAAAAAACUGGGUAGUUGUUUCGGACAAAAAUCGAUUCGAAGGAGAAGGUUACUGGAACGUCUGUCAAUGCUGACAAUGUUUCUAAAACGACCACGUCGGGUGGAAAGUCCCACGGGUUUAACGGAGGAAACGAUCGAAGUGAAACUUAUCUUAAAUAUGACUGGUCUCAGUUUUACUACACAGUUACGCUAUAGAUUAUAUUUGAAUGAUUCUGAUUUUUUUUUGCGAUUAUACAAUGUUUUGGUAAAAGCAUACGUUUAUGCUUGACUGGGAUACGGGACCGUACGUAAAACGAGAACCUGUAUAUCUGCGUCGUAAUCGAGCGAACUCUCGAGUGUGUGGGGGGAGGGGNGGGGGGG
Messenger RNA from Dinoponera quadriceps, 4159 nucleotides. RefSeq names its product P protein-like. NCBI's taxonomy places the organism in Eukaryota, Metazoa, Arthropoda, Insecta, Hymenoptera, Formicidae. Gene Ontology annotation, biological process: transmembrane transport. The transcript has 17 exons. The record is from RefSeq and is a predicted model, not a curated record. Gene Ontology annotation, cellular component: membrane. Bases 1 to 2469 code for a protein of 822 amino acids.